Messenger RNA from Cucurbita pepo subsp. pepo (vegetable marrow), 857 nucleotides. The record is from RefSeq and is a predicted model, not a curated record. Lineage: Eukaryota; Viridiplantae; Streptophyta; Magnoliopsida; Cucurbitales; Cucurbitaceae.
UUAUACUUCUCUGAAUAUGGCGGCAACGACGGCAACAGCCCCAAGAAGGACGAGUUCGACGGAAUGACAGCAUACGACGACGAUAACGAUAACGAGCACGAAUCCAAGGAGAGGGUAAUCCAUAAGUACUUCCUUCAAGAAUGGAAGCUUGUUAAGUCCAUUCUCGACUACAUCGUUUCAAAUGAACGUGUCUCCGGCAUCUCAUCCGUCCACAAGAUCCGAUCCAUUGCAUUACAUUAUGAUAUUCGAAGAGGUCCACCUAGUGUUGGAUCUCAUGAACGUGAUGAAAUUUUCUGAAAUAUUUCCUUGCUGUUGCAUAUGUUUGUGUUGAGCAUUUGGCCGUGCCUACCAUCGCACAGACAUGAGAGAGAUUUUGAAGCAACUUGCUCCACGUCUUCUCACAGUUGCUUGUUAUGAUCGUGAGGAUAAAGGCUUGAGAGAACUUGUUGCAGAUGUCCUUUCAGCAUCUGUAAAAUGUAACGACUCAAGUCCACCGCUAGUCGAUAUUGUUCUCUUUGGACUUCCGGACUUUCCCUCAAGAUUUUUAAAACGCUUUUGCUAUGGAGAGGUUUCUACCCCUUAUAAGCAAGGUUGGCAGUGGGUGAAGUUGUUUUAUCAUUACAUCAACGUGGACAUAUUCUUUCCUCUGAUAUACAUAAACGUGUUGCUGGCAUUGUUCCUGCCAUCGUUCCUGCCAUUGAAACGGCACGGCUAUAUCGUUGAAAGGGUGGAGAGAUAGUGCAUGCAGCUGGCUCCCGUUUCAUUCGGUGUAUUUCUCUUAUCUCAUUUGCCAUUGCUGGAAGAGACAAAGCGAACGUUGCUUGAUGCUCUUAAUGAGAAUUUGAGACAUCCUAAUU